GAGAGAUCGCAGCCGACAGUGCAUGGGGUGGACACUGGCGAGGACAGCCAGCUGCCUUGGGGGGACGAGGAAGUGCCCUGUGAAGACAGUGCCGAGGUGGCUCCACCUGAUGAGCCUCCGGCUAUGGAGCUGGAGACUGCGAAGGAUAGUGUAGAGCCAAUGGCAAUGAAUGGUGAUGUUCAGCCAGAGCCAAUGGAUGAUGCUGGACCAUCUCCGAAUGGUGAUGGUGAGGCCACGAAAGAUCCCACGAAGUUUGCACUUCAGUCAGAGCCAGUGGAUGAUGCUGGACAAUCUGAGAAUGAGGAGUCGGUGGAGCAGGAUGCAAAGCCAUUGAUUCCGGAGGGUGCAGUGGAGCUUCCUGAGUCUAUCAAGAAUCAGCUGAAUGACUAUGGACUGGAUGCAGAUCUGCAGCUGUUCAUGCAGCAGCGGGCCUUGAAAGCACAAGCCCGCGAGCAAAAGGCACAGAAGGUGCUGGAGAGUGCCACCCGGGCACAAGCGAAAGCGAAAGCCAAGGCGCAAGCCCAGACAGAGCCCGAAGCUGCAGCCAAGAGACAGCCCAAAGCAAAGGCCGGCCGAAAGCGCAAGGCAGACGAAGCAGCCGGCCAGAGUCCUGAAGCCCCGGUUGCGACUCCGGGUCCAGGGCAGGUGGUUACGACUGCUCCCGAUUCGGCUGGCCCUACAGAUAAGCCAGCUAAGCAGGCAAAGAAGGGUGAAGCCGUAGUUGGGGACAUCAUGCACCUGCUGGAGCCGGCCUUCCGUGUGGGAUUGCAGCGCCCGAAUGCAAAGGAGCAGACCCAGAAGUCCUACACGAUUGUGCCCCCAGAGACAAUCGAGUCUGGAAGCAAACUCCAGGUUAUUGCCAACAAAAACAAUUAUUAUGUCCUCGAGACCUGCCACUCCCCAUUGAUCAAGAUGGUGAUGGAACAGUUGAAGCUGAAGGUCAACGAAAAGCACGGCACGAACGUGAACUUCAACAGGUACAGCUACAAGUUCGGUUUCAAAGUUGCCAGGAUUCUUUCAGGCUGGAUUCCGGAGCCAGCGCAGCUUCCGGAGCCUGAUUCGAUCCAGGCGUUUGUGGAGGCUUCGGAGAUGGCAGCCUAG
Messenger RNA from Symbiodinium necroappetens, 1101 nucleotides. The record is from the annotation of a GenBank genome assembly. Lineage: Eukaryota; Dinophyceae; Suessiales; Symbiodiniaceae.